Lentinula edodes (shiitake mushroom) is the source of this 729-nucleotide messenger RNA. Its product is annotated as NADP-dependent oxidoreductase domain-containing protein. The annotation marks the transcript as partial. The transcript is spliced from 10 exons. The record is from RefSeq and is a predicted model, not a curated record. Lineage: Eukaryota; Fungi; Basidiomycota; Agaricomycetes; Agaricales; Omphalotaceae.
GGUGGAGUCUAUGCUGACUUUGUGCAUGCAGAUCAAGAUGGAUAUGUGAACCAGUGGGGCAGAAGUCGAAAGCACAUCUUUGCCACAGUGAAAGCCAGUUUGGAGCAUCUGCAACUUGAUUACAUUGAUGUUCUUCAAUACCAUCGCGUGGAUCCAAACACUCCAUUGGAAGAAACUAUGCAAGCUCUUCACAAUGUUGUCCAAGCUGGAUAUGUUUGUUACAUUGGAAUGUCAUCUUGUCGUGCUUGGCAAUUCCAUAUAAUGCAGAACCAUGCAAUCACGAACAAGCUCACCCCAUUUAUCUCGAUGCAAAACCACUACAACAUGGUUUAUCGUGAAGAAGAACGGGAGAUGGUUCCGAGUCUGAAGCACUUUGGUGUCGGCUCUAUCCCCUGGUCCCCUCUUACCAGAGGAAUGUUGACUCAUCCAUCAUCUGAGCAAACAGCUCGUAGUGGAACCGAUUUCAUAGUCAAAGGAUAUGAACAUGAUAGUAGUCGUCAAAUUAUAGAGCACGUCAAAGAAAUCGCGAAGAAGAAGGGGGUAACCAUGGCUCAAGUUGCUCUAGCUUGGUUGUGGACUAGAGAAAUUGUUGCUGAUCCUAUAGUCGGAACCGCCUCCAUGAAGAAUCUCUUUGACUUGAUUGAUGCAUUAGAUUUGAAGUUGUCAGAGGACGAGGUUAAGUAUGUUGACAAGCCAUAUCAGGCCCUCCUGAUAUUUGGCUUUUAUUAG